Durusdinium trenchii is the source of this 888-nucleotide messenger RNA. Lineage: Eukaryota; Dinophyceae; Suessiales; Symbiodiniaceae. The record is from the annotation of a GenBank genome assembly.
AUGUCCGAGCCAAGCCUGACGGCCAAGUGCACUGCGGAGUUCGUGGGAACCUUCCUGCUGAUCUUCACAGUGGGUUGCAAUGUCCUGGGUGGCAGCCCGACAUGGGCUGGAAUUUCCAUUGCUUUCGUCCUCAUGGUGUGUAUCUAUGCUCUUGGGGGCAUCUCAGGUGCCAACUUCAACCCGGCUGUUUCCGUGACCUUGGGCAUUUCCAAGGCCCUUGGUGGACCUGGUUUUGACUGGAAGCAGGUUGGCAUCUACUCUGCGGUUCAAUGUGCUGGGGGUAUCUCAGCAGCCUUGUGCUACUUCUUGCUCUUCGGCCAAAGUUUCAACUUGGCACCAGCCAAGGGCUUCUCGUGGUACCAUGCAGGCCUUUGCGAGUUGCUGUAUACCUUCAUGCUGACAUUUGUGGUGAUGAAUGUGGCAGCUGCCCAGAAGAACGCAACGGAGAAGAACCAGUACUACGGUAUGGCCAUUGCAUUCACAGUGGUUGCAGGUGCCUACGGCGCGGGUGCUGUGUCCGGUGGCUGCUUCAACCCGGCAGUUGCCCUUGGCAUUGACAUCUCCAGUGCAGGAGUGGGCUUUGGUUGGAGCAUUGUCUACAUUGUCUUUGAGCUGCUUGGUGCUGCCAUGGCUGCCGCAUUCUUCAAGGUGGUGCGCCCUGAAGAUUUCGGUGGAGAGAAGUCGCAGAUCACAGAGCUUGUGAGCGAGUUCCUGGGCACCUACAUGUUGGUGCUCACUGUGGGACUGAACGUGUUGGGCAAGUCCAAAGCUGCCGCCUUCUCCAUUGCUGCCGGCCUCACUUCGAUGAUUUGCGCCCUUGGCGAUGUGAGCGGUGCCCACUUCAAUCCUGCGGUGACCGUGGCCAUUUUGGCAUCUGGCCGUUGCCCU